AUGGCGUCCCGAACCGCACCCGAGAAUCCAAAGCUAGAAAUCCAUCACGUCUGUCUUCAGGUCUCGUUCCUGGCUUUCAUCGGACCCAUGUCAAGCGCGACACCGAACCCGACCUUCGUCACGCUCGGCCGCGCGUUUGAUAACACGCCCGUUCAGGCAUCGUACCAACUAGUGGUAUACCUCGUAUUCUCCGGCGUCGGGCCGUUAUUCGUUGUACCCUUUGCGAGCACGACCGGCCGAAGACCCAUCGUGGUGCUAGGUUCGCUCAUUGGUGCCGUAAUGAACAUCCUCGCUGGCUACUGCUCUACCUGGGCCGGCAUCAUUGUCACGAGAGUGUUCAGCGGGUUUGCCGUCGGCGCUACCGUCUCUCUGGGACCAGCCAUCAUCUGCGAUAUGUAUUUCCUCCACGAACGUGGCUUUUAUAUGGGAAUUUUUGCAUUGUUCAUCAAUAACGGACCGCAUAUCGCCCCCUUAAUUGGGGGCUUUAUCAGUCGAAGUCUUGGAUGGCGGUACUGCUUUGCCAUUCCAGGUUAUAUUCAGCUUGGAGUUUUCGUCGUGGUACUUUUCACUUUUCCUGAGACUUAUUUUAGACGAUACUCGGCCCUAAACAGCGAAUCUGUGCCCGAGAGGUCUUUUCUGAGUCUUUUCUCACUACGGCUACCAAGUGCAUUCCGAAAGGAGUUCCACCUACGGGAGUUGCUGGGCCCGUUCGAAAUGGCUCGCUACGUGUGUGUUCUGGUUCCCAACAUCUAUUACAUGACUUGUAUGGCGUACGGCUCUGUCCUUUUCGCUACUACAGGCUCUGUGGUCUAUACCACGAUUUAUGGCUUCAACAUAGUUCAAGUCGGUCUGAUAUUGAGCAUUCCACUACUCGUCGGUAACUUACUAGGCGAGGCUACCGCCGGGUGGUUUGUGGAUUGGCUAGUGUAUAGACAUGCAAAAAAGCACAAUGGGGUUGAGAUUCCCGAGGCACGACUUGAUGCGCUCUGGCUUGCACUCGCACUACCAGUUGGGACCAUCAUCAACGGCGUGUGUAUCUCGCAUUCUGCAACCACGAGUUGGGUUGGUAAUGCCAUCGGGAUGGCAAUUUCUAGUGUGGGAUUUCAGGUUGCGACCACUGUCACGUACACUUAUUGUACAGAUUGCUACAGAUCUCGAAGUGCAGAAGUGGGGACAGUGAUCAACUUUACUAGGCACAUAUUCAGCGCACUGGUCUCUUUCGACGCUCUCCCUCUUGCUGAAGAUAUUGGGUUUCAGUACGCUUGGCUGGUGUUCUCAUUCAUCAACAUUAUUCUUCUCGUGCCAUUCUUGCUCCUGCGGAUCUUCGGCCAGAAGAUGCGGAUGAGCGAUUCGAAAAGUUGA
Molecule: messenger RNA, 1362 nt
Organism: Diaporthe amygdali
Lineage: Eukaryota; Fungi; Ascomycota; Sordariomycetes; Diaporthales; Diaporthaceae
Exons: 5
Coding region: 1-1362 (453 amino acids)
Biological process (GO): transmembrane transport
Molecular function (GO): transmembrane transporter activity
Source: RefSeq, a predicted model, not a curated record